Molecule: messenger RNA, 822 nt
Organism: Helobdella robusta
Lineage: Eukaryota; Metazoa; Annelida; Clitellata; Rhynchobdellida; Glossiphoniidae
Exons: 4
Coding region: 1-822 (273 amino acids)
Source: RefSeq, a predicted model, not a curated record
AUGUCCUCGUAUUUAUGGACCUCAAAAUUUUUCAUAACAAUAAUAUUCCCCAUAAAAUACAAAGAUAGCCAACAUAACACAGAGUUAAACAGCAAAAACAAAGUACAAACCAACCAGCCGACCAUCGAACAAAUGAAGAAGAAAACUGCAAACCAGAAACAAACACACCAACAGCAACAUAAACGAUCAGAUACUGGCUAUUUUAUGGUUGGUCGCAUUGAAGCCAACCAACAAACAAGCCACAAGAAACCUCCCAAGAAGCGGCACGACACUCGAAGCCACCACAAUUUCAGCGGCAGCAGCAACAACAAUGCCGGCAAAAAGUUCAGCAACUACUCACACAACGAUGCAUUGGACACUGAAGAAACCGCUCAACUUCUCAGCAAUAACGUCAACAACGACUGCAGCAACGACAACAACAACAACGACGUUGUCGGCAAGUUUUUCAACACUAAUGACAAUGAUUUGAAGCGAUCGCCACACGCUAACAAAGGUCACCACAAGAGGCCACUCCGUGAAAAUACUGGAAAAAACCCUUCGUGCUUACAAGAGCUCAACGUUCAGUCGUUAACAAAUUUUCCAACCACUUCAAAAUUUGUGAAUAAGCAGCAGCAAAUUUACGAACGCAGAGAUAAAAAAUUUUCCAACCCGACAAAUUAUUAUUUCUUGAACCCGGCAACAUCGUCGCCAACAACAACACAGGCAGCGCAUGGCACAACACAAAAAACAUCCAUCAACGACAGCAGGUUCAAAAAAACGACAUACAACAAUAUUAAGGGUCACUCAAGGUCAUUCGAAGCAGCUGAUGAUGACGUUUUUUAG